This is a messenger RNA of Rosa chinensis, 459 nucleotides long. RefSeq lists its product as uncharacterized. The record is from RefSeq and is a predicted model, not a curated record. The transcript has a single exon. Lineage: Eukaryota; Viridiplantae; Streptophyta; Magnoliopsida; Rosales; Rosaceae. Gene Ontology annotation, molecular function: zinc ion binding. Bases 1 to 459 code for a protein of 152 amino acids.
AUGGGUGAGAGGAGAGACGAGGCUCAGCUUUGGACCUCGCAAUGUAUGGAGAAAGCUUGUCGUUUCAAUGUGCAUUACUCCCAUACAAAUGUUUAUGAAGUGAGAUCAAAGUAUUCUUAUGUUGUGGACCUUGGAACUCUUUCUUGCUCGUGUAAAAAAUGGGAGAUUAACUGCUUCCCUUGCUGCCAUGGUCUUGCUGCAAUUCAAGCUACCUCAUUGGAUGUUUAUGCUUUUAUAGAUAAGCAUUUUCAUGUUGAUUAUUGCCAGAAGUGCUAUGAUUUUCCAAUUUAUCCAAUUUCCAAUGUUGAUAUGGCUUCUUCGGAAUCUGCUAGCAGUGGCUUUAUACUUCCUCCAAAUCCAAAGAGGCCUCCUGGGAGGCCUAGGCUCAAAAGGUUCAAGUCUAGAGGAAAGUGUGAAAAGAAUCUCAUUCGUUACAGCCGAUGUGGCAAAAUGGGAUAG